This is a messenger RNA of Spodoptera littoralis (African cotton leafworm), 816 nucleotides long. NCBI's taxonomy places the organism in Eukaryota, Metazoa, Arthropoda, Insecta, Lepidoptera, Noctuidae. The record is from the annotation of a GenBank genome assembly.
GUCCACAUAUAAAACUACCGUGUAGUUUCACUCACCGCAUUCGAUACUCAGCAAGUGAAACAAGUGCAUCAUUCGAUUUUUUUGUUUUAAAUCGAUUACGAAUCGAGUGAUCGUGUUCUGGUGCCUUAGUUAGAAGCUUUGGUGUUUAUUACAAGUAAUCGAAAAUGGCCUUUAAGUUGGUGCUCGUAGUCCUGACGGUUGUCGCUUGCGCACAGAGUCGCAUGUUCUACAAUCUGCGACCAGUAAGAUUGGUUCAUUCAGAUCUCCAGCCAGCCGCGUCCAUCGUGCAUGCUGAGCCAAAACACUUCGAGCACCAUAUCUCAGAAGAUGAACACGUUGAUUAUUAUGCGUAUCCGAAGUAUGUCUUCAAAUAUGGCGUGAACGACUUCCACAGUGGUGACAUCAAGACUCACCAUGAAAGCCGGGAUGGUGACGUUGUUAAAGGUCAAUACACGGUGGUUGAACCCGACGGUUCCAUUCGCACAGUGGACUACACCGCUGACAAACACAACGGAUUCAAUGCCGUAGUACACAAGACUGCGCCUAUCUCGCCCCAUGAAGCAGCCCAUCUUCACCAUUAAGUUAUAAAAGAUGUGAAGCCAACUGGACUACCAAUUGAAACUUUCUGGAAUCCAAAAUGUUUGGACUUUGCUGAGCGAAAUUCAUCUAUUGGUUAACGACAAUAAGAACGAGAUUUGUAAUUCCUAAAUGAGAUCAAUAACGAACAGUGUACGAGAGUUUAUAAGCACUUACUUCUUUAAGAUCUUUAUUGACUUUGAGAGUAUGACGUCACCAAAUCUCUUUAAUUUUGGGCAU